UUUCUCUGCCGGACGCAGCCAUGUUUAAAGUCCAAUGUUAUGUCACGUGGGGACCAUGUCGACGUUCUGAAGUCGUUUUGUUUCGGAAAUUCAGAUUUCAAUUCUGAUUUAUUACACAUGUUCAGCGGUGCGUUGUUUGGCUGAACAUUGCGUCUGUGAAGAGCAACUGGAUCAUAAAAUUACGGUGCGACUCGUACAUACGUCUCGUUGUGUCCAAAUUUGUUGACGUGCAGCACGUUUCCAAGAUGGUGAAGAAUAAGUUGCCGAAGGAUUGGAUCGCCGUUAACUCGAAGAGUCAUCCGGACAGGAUGUAUUACUUCAACGUGAAGACGAACCAAACCACGUGGAUCGAACCCACGUUAAUCCCGAGGGCAUCCUCGGUACAAAACAAAGAUAAAGGCCAGGAUGACAGAAGAAAGCAUAACAAGGAUAAAGCAAGAGCACUCAGACGUGUGGGAAGCGACACAUCAUCCUCAUCAUCGUCAUUGCACAGAGCAGUUGCAGAGACGGCACAAGCGAAACGAAAAGAAGCACGUGAGAAAUCAAGUAGCAUGAGUUCGUCCCACAGGAGUUCGUCGACGAAAUGUUCUGACAAAACGAGCAGUUGCGCCACAACAUUCAUGCCGCAGAUGCGUCUUAUUUAUAACAAGAAGUUAGGCUCUAGUGAAAGUGCAGACAAAACAGUUAAAGGGACUGCAGGUAAGGGUGAUCUAAAGGUUACGGAGCAAGCUUCAACAACACCGAAGACCAGUAAGCACCCAAGAGAUAAACACGAAGGGAGUAAGAGUGAUAACACUGAGCGGUACAGGAACAAUCAAACACAGGCCACUUGCUCGUCGCACCAUGAAAAACUUUCUGGAACAAGAAAAAAAGAACAGGAAGGAAAUUCUUCAUCGCUGAAGAAAAAUUUGGCAAAGGAACGUAUGCAAAUGAUAAGGAAGAGACACAACUCUGAUAGUGUAGCAAUUAAUAAUAUUCCCGAGAAGACUCAGCGAAUUGACAAAAGUUUAUCCAACUUGUAUGACGAUGUCGUAAAUGUGCCGUCGUCAUGUAGAAAUAUUGAUAUCCGACUGAAGAGAUUGCAGAAUAGAGUCUUAAUGGACUUGGCGCACGGGAAGGAUGGUCUAUUAAAACAACAACCAAAAAAAGAUAAAGAUAAUAAGACCAAGCAAACUGACAACAUGACGAAAGAUGAAUUAGUGGAACAGGCUAAUCGAGAGGUCUUUUGUGAAGAAAUGGACUGGGAACCCAUGAAAACUGAAGAGAUCUUACUGGAGGUCGAGGUCGCCAGAACGCAACUCAGCAACAAAUAUUACGUGGAUGAGGUGAACCGUAUAACAAGAAACAAUAAGGAAUUGAUACAGCCUGGCAGGCUGGAAUCGCAAAACGAGGAAGCGCUACACGUUGUUGUUGACACAAAUGUAUUUUUAACAAAUCUCGAUGUAAUUGAACAAGUAAGGAACACGGAUAGGAAGCCGCGGCCUUUUAUUGUGAUUCCAUGGACUGUGAUAUGUGAAUUGGAUCUUCUCAAGGACAGACACAGAGAGGAAUUGAAAGCGAAAGUUAGGAGGGCCAUAACUUUCAUACACAAACACCUGGCCUCCAAGCAUCCACGUUUCAUCGGACAGACGCACGAAGAGGCGGUAAAAAAUAAGAAGGACUUCUCUCUGAAGUCUCCGGACGAUGAGAUUCUCCAGUGCUGCCUGCAGAUGCGUGACCUACAGAAACCCGUGAUUUUACUAUCGUACGACAUUAAUCUUUGCAACAAGGCAAUGAUACACAAUAUCGAUACACUGGAGCACGGUGGGAGCCUGGAGAAAACCGUGGACUCGACCGUGCUCACCGAGGAAUUGGACCUAACGGACGAUGUCUUUGAGGAUACAAAGGCGGUCAUGAAAAACUUUCUGUCAACAAUUGUCACGAAGCAGAUGUCGGAAAUUUAUGGGGCUACGGAAUGGAAGAUGUAUGUUAUUAUAAAGCCACCAUGGACCGUGGUGACUGCGUUGAAGUGCGCGAUAAAGCACUGGAUCGCUGCCGUAAGCGACUCGUUCCGUAGACAGUCCGAGAGCAUCCUGAAGGAGUUGCUCCCAGCGUUUGACCGUGCUCCAGCUGGUGGCAGGAAGUUGCGCGAUGUGGAGCACAUUUUGGAAAAAUGCAGUGAUUUACUGCAGACGGUCAAUAUGGAUAAGCACGCUGGCCUCAUGACGGAAACGUCCAGUGCUAUCACGGAACUGAAGAAGACAUGCCGGAAACACAUCACCGAUAUGGACCAGAAAAAGUUGCGCGACAAAUUAGGCUUCUCGGAAAAUCUCGAGGAGCAAGAGAACAGAGCGAAAAAAGCGUUUCUGUGCUUCGAGCGUAUUUACAGUCACGCGCGUGACAUAUGCGGUCUGGCGUGCGAUGUCGCGGGACUAGCCCGUUCCUUUAAUGCCGCACCUCUGAGUCCCUCGUCGCACACGGAACUGGAGAAGGAACGACCGGAGGUCAGUCAGAAGAUACUUGAUCUAACGAUGAACCUAAAUAGGUUACUGAGACAAUCUGAGAACUCCACCGUCAAGUACGAGACGCUGCUCAACCUACAGCAAAGCAUAAACACGUAUUUUCAACAGACGUUUGACGUGGAGCCUUUGGACAUAUAUUACUGUACGAAAUUACAAGAGGACACGCUGAAGUGCGGAUUAAGGCAGUUUCAAGAUAUAAACAGUCACUUCUGCGCGCUAGCUACCCGUUAAUAGGCGUAUAGGUACGCGCGCGGGCGCGUGUGUGUGUACAUGUAUAAAUAUUCCUUUAUUUAUUAGCUGAGAUAUAUUUAAAUUUGAUUUUUUCAAACUUUAUUUAUAUUAACGGAAAUAUGCAAUAAAAUGUACAAUGGGCAAACGAUGGAAACAAUAAUGUACGAUGGACAAACACACAAGGAGGCAGACAAAAUAAGAACAAUUCCUCCAUGAAAUCUCCGGAUGGUGAGAUUCUUCAAUUCAAUUCAAUUCAAUCGAAGAAUCUCAUCAUCUGGAGAUUUCAGGGAGAAAUCGUUCUUAUUUUCGUCCGCCUCCUUGUGCGUUUGUCCACCGUACACAUUAUUGCUGAUUCGUAAGUUGAGUUUUGAAGCGAUCGAAACGUUAACGGCACUUGACGAAAUCAUGAGGACCAGAGGAGCAAUAAGGAAAAAAGUUGGAACGUCAACUAAUUGCACUUUAGUUAUAAACAAGGUUUACCUUCACAGUUACCGAGAAAAUGAGGAAAACAUUUUCGUUACCUUCUGUUUAGUUCAUGAACAUGCUUAUUAAAGGUAUUGUCGGUAUUAGUUUCUAGCAGCGAAAUUUGUGAAAACAUCCAUUUUAUUGUUUCUAAAUUGUAUUCCGGGUCGACAGUAAUUUUCUUAUACGGUGUAAAGAGUAAACAUUCUGAGAAAUAUAACCAGGCAGCAAAAAA
This is a messenger RNA of Ooceraea biroi (clonal raider ant), 3429 nucleotides long. It is a transcript of the gene Swt1, whose product is annotated as Swt1 RNA endoribonuclease. Lineage: Eukaryota; Metazoa; Arthropoda; Insecta; Hymenoptera; Formicidae. The record is from RefSeq and is a predicted model, not a curated record. Gene Ontology annotation, cellular component: nucleus. Gene Ontology annotation, molecular function: protein binding.